UCCUUUCUCAUUGUUCGAUCAUAAAUUGUUGUUUUGAAACAUGCUCGUAUGUAAAAUGCUAGUYAAGUCCUUAUUUUCAAUAAUCUAACACCGAAAAUUACCUAAAGACGUAUUCAAAAAGCAUCUAGUAUCUAAAGGAAGAAUUAAUUUUAAGAAUUUGUGUGAAAGACAGCGCAAAUCAGCCCGGAGUUCGUGGUAGCACUAUUCUGACAAAGAUGAAUUCGCCAGAAUCUAACCUCAACAAUUCACUUGAAAGUCCAAAUACAAACGAAGAAGAAGAGAACGAUACUCCAUUUCAAGAAGAGAACGGCGUCCUUUUUUACGUGAACAGAGAUGGCUUUCCUAUGUCUUCAAAAAACUGGGAGAGAAUGUGGAGACAUGUUGAAAAUAUUCACCCUGAAAAACUCAGAAUGGUGCAACGAAUACGAAACAAUCCAGACCUCGAAAAGAUACCUAUGGCYAACCCUCCUCAGUUUACUCCAGUAAUGUCAAUUCCUGAUCGACUCAGACUUAUACAAGAUUACCUGCUUCAAUUACAAUAUAAUCACACAGGAACACAGUUAUUUGAGAUCAAGAAAAACAGGCCUGUCAGCGGUCUUAUGGAUGCCGCAAGAGAAAUUAUUAGGGAAUCCUUACCUAUUAAAUGUCUAGAAGCAGUCAUUGUCUCACUAUAUUUUACAAGUGGUAUACAAGAACUACAAAGAUUUACUAUUAGCUUCAAAAGCCAAUUUUCAUCAAAAACGUAUAGACACAUUGUAUUAGGUGUUGUUGCAAAUGGGAAAUAUGGUGCACUGGGACUGAGUAGAAGAGAAGACCUUAUGUAUAAACCAUUGGAAUCAAAGAGUUUAUGCGAUCUUAUAAACAAUUUCGUAUCGUCUUAUGAAAAAUAUGGCCAUAUUGUCAAGAAAAUCAAACUAAGCUUACCCAUAGUCCAYGACAUGCAUAGCUGUGAGAGAAUCCACUGGAAGUAUUUAGUGUUCAAUCCUAACAAGAUGACAAGCUCAGAUAUGAAGAAAUUAUUGGAUCGUUACUCCCGAGAACUACGACAUUCGAUUCUUUCUGUGUACGCAGGAAAACAGACGUAAAAGUUUUGACAAGACAUUUAUCAACAAAUUAAAAUUUAUAGAAUAAAUUUAAUGGUGAGUAUUGAGUCUCAUCUUUCUCACAAUUCAAUUCUUUGUUGAUUCUGUUAGUGCACUAUUUGUCUCCUCUUACUACGUCGUUUGCUGACUUACUGAGUUCAGCUCUGUUAGUCCUUAAUGGUACAAAAUCACACUUUGCAAUGYUUAACGACUCCCUGUUAGUAUAUAUUGACAUUAGGCUUCUUACUAAUUGCAAUCAUAGACUUUUAAUUGACUCUUAUGUCAAAUGAGUUGAACUUGUCAAAUGCGCAUCGUCGCCAUUUUCUAGAACAAAGCAUGAUGGGAUUGAUAGUCUUCCAUUUUUUUUUCACUGUUCACCAAGAUAAUCCUCAUGAAUCCAUGUUUGUCUGUUUUCUUUUUCCUUUACAGAAAUUGUGUGAUUUCGGGGGAUUAUWUUAGCAUACAGAAUAAAAAAGAGCGAUGAAUCAAUUUUUCAUCAUCCUUUUUUUUGCUACAAAAUGGUGUCGAUGUAAUUUGCAUCAGUAAAUCCUAAAAAUACCGCACGUCAUUCAUUUUUAUCAUUUUACUAGAAAUUCCAACUUUAAAGUUAUAACAAAUUUUCUGUUUCUUUCUCUAAUAAGUAACUAAUGGAGUUCCAUAAAAGACGAAACAUCAAUGGUUUGCAGCUUGAAGUACCUUGAAGAAGUGAACUAUAUAUAGGCAUUAUUACCUAAUAUGGCAUAAAGGAAAUUUCCAUUGUAGCCCUAAAAUGAAAUAUAAAAGUUCUGGUGACGUCUUACCAACAUCUUUUACCAAACAAGUAUAUUUACAAAAGCUUUUUUUUUACGUAAUCUGUAUCCUGUCUUAGUUUUUUAUUUUGAUCCAGUAUUAUGGAGCCAUUAGAACUAAUCCUAAAAAACUGAAAAUAUAAGAACAAAAAUGAAAUAAAAAAUGCUUGAAGCUACUUUUGAA
Messenger RNA from Exaiptasia diaphana, 2054 nucleotides. Its product is annotated as tubulinyl-Tyr carboxypeptidase 2. Lineage: Eukaryota; Metazoa; Cnidaria; Anthozoa; Actiniaria; Aiptasiidae. The coding region runs from base 216 to 1085 and encodes 289 amino acids. Gene Ontology annotation, cellular component: cytoplasm. Gene Ontology annotation, biological process: regulation of angiogenesis. The record is from RefSeq and is a predicted model, not a curated record. The transcript has 10 exons.